This is a messenger RNA of Plodia interpunctella (Indianmeal moth), 9000 nucleotides long. It is a transcript of the gene Gyf, whose product is annotated as Gigyf. The record is from RefSeq and is a predicted model, not a curated record. NCBI's taxonomy places the organism in Eukaryota, Metazoa, Arthropoda, Insecta, Lepidoptera, Pyralidae. The coding region runs from base 190 to 4728 and encodes 1512 amino acids. The transcript is spliced from 28 exons. Gene Ontology annotation, cellular component: cytosol. Gene Ontology annotation, molecular function: protein binding.
ACUGGCGAGAUACCGUGCAAUGUGCAUGCGUGCUUUGACAUUUCACUCGACUCUCAACAAAAUAUUCUCACUUUACUUUUGGGCGGCCAUAUUGCUCCAUCCCGUGCGUGCGCUUCACUGAUAAAUUGAAGUCUCUAAGUUGCUGCUUUGAUUUCGCCAGCUUCCGACGCCUGAUUUUGAAGACCAACAAUGGGCGAUCGUAACAACCCCAUCAAGUUCGGCCCAGAGUGGCUGCGUAACUUCUCCCAGGAGCGCACUGCAGCCAGCUCAUCUCAGAACCAAGCAAAUUCAAACUGCACAAGUUCUGGAGAGCCAGGUGGUUCGGGGGCUAGCGGAGGGGCGGGAGGGGGUAAUUCUGGGUCGCCAUGUAGCGUCACAAGUACCACCAACAGUCCAAGUUCUGUGGCAGCUAGUUCUUCAAACUCCACCGGAGUAACAUCGAAAAUACUAUUAGCCAAACUGCGAUACGGCCGAGAAGAAAUGCUGGCAUUAUAUGACAGAACAUCUGAAGCUCCGCCAGAAUUGAAGUAUAUCGAAUUCCUUUAUCAACCUAGAGGAAAACCACCGUUCGCGCUUAACAACACAUUUGAGGAUGAAAUGGAGAGUGGACCAUCAACGGAGAGGUACCCGACGGGGCGCGGCCUGGGACGGGGGGCGCCACUGAACGACCGCGGUCGCCCCCGUAUGUCGUUUGUGCGGUCGACAUCAACCGGCAGGGGCCACUGGCCAUCUUGGCACCUGAGCGGCAACAAUCCUCGUUUGUUAUUCAAUCCGGACGACGAGACUCCUCAACGGCCCUGGAACAACAGCAAUGGCAACCCCGCUAACAGGAACAGCGGGGACCAGACGGAAUGGACUCCAAACAAAUUGUAUAGGAGCAAACGGCAAGGGCAAGCUACGAACUGGCGACAGGCGCGCGAGGAGGGAGAGGAGUGGCGGUCGUCAUCUGACGGCGUGCCGACAUCGGGCGCUGGCAGGGCCCGCACCAACCAGGACAAAUGGGCGGAGCGCGACUGGGGCGAUAGGCCCAAUCCAGAUAAAUCGCAGAACAGGAAUAACCGUCGCACCUGGGUCGGCUCCGAUUCUCAAAACGACGAGUUACCAGAAUGGGCGGUGGACAACGCGGAGGCGUGCGGGGGCACUUUCGAUUCGUCCGGGGCAUUCCAUGGAUACAGCAACGAUGACACCAACGUUCCCAAAGCUCAGGAGCCCUAUCCUUUGACGCGUUCGCACACCCACGGGAGCUUCGUCCGCUCGAAGACCAUGGAGGAAGGCUCCGAGGAAUGGUGGGCAUCGGAGAAAGCCAAGAAGCUGUCACCCAAGAGAUUCGACGCCAGCGAUAUCAAAUUCAGCAAAAAGCAGUCACCAGCAGCUGAACCGUCCAAAGCCGACUCAACUGUCGGACUGGAAGAUCUAGAACCUCUGAGUUCUUCGGAUAAACUCGAGAUGAGCUCCGAAAACCCUGACACUACUGUCGGGUCCUCUGAAGACGACAUCUACAAGAAACAACCAAACAAAUUUAAUGAGAGCAAGACAUUUGAUUCUCUCUUGAGGACGAAUAUCAACCUCGAGGAGGCCAGCGAUGAACGGGGAAAUUUCCAGUCGGUGAUGAUUACUCCCAAUAAUAGUUUGAGGCAGAAACAUCAGAAUAUUGUGGCCACAGCGGGAGACUCCACUAGGAAAACAUCUCAUCGCCUCAAUCUGCUUGGAAACCCCUCCACCACAAAGUUUACUGGCGAUUCUGAUUACGCCAUCAACAGCACUACCGAUGAAAAGCUCAUUGACGAUCUUAUCGACAUGUCUUUAGAAGAUAAAGAGAUCAUGGCAAUAUCGAAAAUUCCUCCGCCGACAUCUGGUCAAGUGAUGAACUCUCCCAGCUCGGCUAUGCCGGCAGGGCUGGCGACAUCGGUGAACACCAUGGCCCAGAUGCCAAACCCUACUAUGCAGAUGAGGAUAUCGAGCCCGAUCCUUGCCAACCAGGGAUUAAUGCAGACGACUACCUUGCCUCCUAUGCAAGGGGCUGGAAUGCCAGCUGGCUUUCAACAACCUGGUUUGCCACAACCGGGUCUCCAGCAGCAGCCCGGUCUUCCCCAGACGGGCAUCCAGCAAGUUGGCAUAACCAAUUCUGCACUCAACGCCUCUUUGGGAUUGCCAAUAAGACCACUCGGUGUAUCAGCGAUGGGACCCCCAAUGGGAAUGCGAAUGCAAGCGAUGCCGCCUAAUAUGAUGCCAAGUGGGCAAAUGCAAAAUCCGACCAUGACUACCGGACUCAAUCCGUCGGGAUUGCCUGCUGGAAUGGGAGCCGCCGCUUUGCCCAACAACGCCGCUGGCGUCCCUGGUUUCCAAGGCCCAGCGGGACUACAAAGCAUGGCUUCGACAAAUAACUCCCUGUUCAUGAGUCAAAACGUUAACACCAAUACGAUGCAAAACCACGGUAAUCAACCGAACAUGUUCCCGAUUCACGGAUUGCAACACUCUGGUUCCCAGCCGUCUUUCUCUAUCUACGGCAACAUCAUGCAGACCCCGCCCCCACCCCCGCCUCCCACACAAAACCAAGCCGAGAUGUGGUAUUAUGAAGAUCCCAAGAAAACCAUUCAAGGCCCGUUCUCGUCCAAGGAGAUGUUGAACUGGUACCGCGCAGGGUUCUUCACCCAGAACCUGAUGGUCCGUCGCGCGUGUGACGCCACCAUGCGUCCGCUCGGCAGCUACGGUCCAGUCGUGCCAUUUGCCCAAAUUGAUAUUCUGUCGCCAUUCCCGAUGUCCACCACAUACGAGCCGCGCCCUCAAGGGCCACGCGAUAAUUUGAUGAACUCCCAACCAGGACUUGGUCUUGAAUCGGUCGAUUCCUUGUGGAGCCAGCCCACCCCCGCCCCUGAUAUGAUGUGGAUGCAACAGGCAAUGAAUGCUCGCAACGAAUCUCACGUCAACAAUCUGCCGAUGUACUUCUGGGAGGAUCAGCCCACAACCAUAGCUCCAAGUACUCUGCUUCCUGAGGAUAUUACUAAAGAGAUGAAAACUGAGGACCAGAUUUUAGCACAGAUGCGUGCAACACAGAAUAUUAACUCCCAGGGGAAUAUGCCUUUCAUGAAAGAGCCACCGGCCGCGACCCCCGCGACUUCGAAACCUGAAGAUGUCUUCAUUGAAGCUGAGAAAGUGACGCCAAAUUUAGAGGAGUUGCAAAAAUUAAUCCAAAAAGACAUUUUGUCCCCUAAACCAGCCGUAGUCGAAACUAAUGUGCAAAAUAAAGAGCCAGAGGAAAUGUAUUCACAGAAGAUUGAGAAGACCGCAAAUGCGGAGGCGUCGCCCGAGCCGGCUGUGAAAGCUCAGAAACAGACCGAGGUGAAACCAACCAAACAAGUCAAGGUUGAGACUGAGAAAUCCAAAGCGAAGGAAGCCAAUACCAAGACUAAAGCGAAGAAAGUGAAGGAUGAUAAAAAAGACGAAGAAGUGAAGAAAGAAGAAGAUAUCGCGAAGCCUGAAAAAAGGUCAGUAGAAUCGUCGCCAAUAAAGAGUAAAAAGGAAGAAAAAAAUAAUAAGAAAGAACUAGAAAAGGAAAAGAAGGAGUGGCUGAAGGAAGGCUUUACUAUUGUGAAGGGCUCCGAAAAGAAUAACAAUAAAGAUAGCAAGAAGAAAGUUGACGAAGUAAAAGCUAUUGAAGAGGCUGAACGGAAAAAGAAAGAAGAAGAAAGACUGGCUGUGGAAGAAGAGAAGAAGAGGAAGCAGCUAGAAGCAAUCAAGAAGCAACAGGAACAGCAAAUUCAAGCCCAGCAGAAGCAAGCAUCGGAGUCCGUGGCCAAGAAGGCGCCGUGGUCGGCCGUGGCCAACCAAACCUUGCAGGCCACCAACAAAGACGGCCUUACGUUGGCCGAGAUCCAGCGGCUCGAGAGGGAGAAGAAGCUAGAGCAGAUGAAAGAGCAACAACAGAUGAUGCAUAUCAUAGCUCAGCAACAGGCCGCCGCGCUGCACAGGGAACAGGUAAUGAAGGAGAUGCAGGCUGGGCUGGGAUGGGCGAAGAAGAAGAGCACCAGUCUAAGCGCGAUCAGCCAAAGUUUAGCCGAGAUUCAGGCCGAGGCGCGAAAGCAGGCGGCGGCUGCGGCGGCCGCCAUACAAGUGAUCGAAGAGCCCUUGAACGCCCCCGGCCUCGUCAACCACGUGCCUUGGGGCAGCUCCCACAACGGAGCGGUAGGUGGUUUCUGGGACACUCAGCCGAACCCGCCCCCGAAGGUGGAGAAGCGUGAGGAGCCGAAGCCCGACGCCAGCAAGGUCAAGAAGAAAGUGCCCGUCAUCGUCGCGCCCGUCAAGAAGGAGACUUCGCCCGCGGCCGAGUUUGAUGUGUGGUGCUCCACCGUGCUUAGCUCCUGGAGUGCCAAGAUCGACGUGCCCACCUUCGUUGGGUUUCUGAAGGACAUCGAGUCGCCGUACGAGGUGAAGGACUAUGUCAAAUGCUACUUGGGGGAGACUAAGGAUUCCAGUGAUUUCGCUCGCCAGUUCCUUGAGAGAAGGUCGAAGCUGCUGCGCGUCGGCAUGGUGACGCCAUCGGAUGAUCUCUGCUCGCCUGCCAUUGCCGUCAACCCGCGCACCAUUUCCGGUUCCGACUACCAGGAAGUCAAGGGAAAGGGCAAGAAGACCAAAAAGAACAAGAUGUUGAAAGUGGACGCUCGUAUCCUCGGGUUCUCGGUGACCGCAGCCGAGGACCGCAUCAACGUCGGCGACAUCGACACCGUGUGAGCCGCCCCUGUGUUCAAUACUCGCCUUGUGAUAACCCACGAUGAUAGCCGUCUCGAAGCCUCGCCGGAAUCAACGCCAUGGUAACCAUAGACACAUCACUAUCUGGGCCCUUCUCAAUCACAUGUAACCCUUUUCUUGACAGACUUUUCCUAUUCAAUGUGUCUUACAGUGCACUGCCAAUGGUUCUAAAAUCUAAAUGUAAUGUGCGUAGCACACUGCCAGGAAAAGGGUGGUCUACGCAUUAGCGACAACCUCUAAUUUUGUCUCACUUGAACCUGUUUCUAAAGCAGCCGGAAUGAAUUGACUUUUUUUGUAAUUUAUAUACGAAUAUAUUGCUGAUUUUACCUGCCUAUUCCAUCCUGAUAGCAACGUUUUUUACGAGUGGUUUUUACGUCGUCAGUUGUUCCGCUGGCCCUAGAAACAGGGUUUAGUUUGUGAUCGCUCGGCCAAUCAAGUAAUCGGACGCAGAGUACUCCUAUUAUAUGAUUAGUCGGAUCAGAACUAGCGGGAUAAAUUUUGGUUUGUAGUCAAUAGUGGCUAUUAUGCGUGGCUCUCUUGGCUUGGGAGGGUAGCCUAGUUAUUAUUCGAAAUCAAUGUUUCUGAGAUGCAAUAUCUUAGCCGGCGCGGCGUGCGCUUCCGCCAUCGCUUGCGUGAGCUAGCGAUGCGAAUUUUUUUGUAGAAUUAAAAAUAUCUGUGGGUCGUUUUUUAAUAAAAUAUUAAGAACUUAAUUACUAAAAAUGAGCAAUAAUGUCCUUUAAGAUUUAUCCUGGAACUGAUUAUUGAUAUCGUAUGAAUAGGAUUAUAGCUAUACUCGGUAUUAUUCGCACGGAUAUCAAUAGGUUAAAACUAGUCGCAUCGCAUUGCCUCGCGGGCGGUGGACAAUUAAAACGUAGCCUUAUAAUAGUACCGAAGUGUAUUUUAUCGAUGUGUAACGAUUUUUUACUAAUUGCCAUUAUUACAAUAUGGAUCGUUAACCCAUACAAAUUAUUCCUGUCAAUAGCUCGGUCCGCGUUGUGCGAGCAAACAAGCAUAUUAUAAUAGACAAGGAUAACUAUAUCGGUUAAAGUUCGAUAUUCAAGUUUAGUCGGUUUUGAACAUCGCUAGAUAACUGUCGUCUGCUAGUGCAUAAUAAAGUGACAAGAACUAUUGUGCCUUCAGUGUGUCUGGCCGUUGAAUGAGAGUUCUUUUUAUAAGUGUUUUGUAAUGUAUGUGUACGUCCUUUUAAAUGCAUGUCUACAACUUAUUUAUGGGCCAGAUUUUUUGACAUUAGAAUGUAAAUUGUUUGUGUUGCCUCACUUGGUAUGUUCCAUAGGCGUUUUAACUUCUGUAUUUAUUAGUUUCUAGUCACAUCCAUUUCCAUUUUAUACAUAAGGACAUUAUGACGAAAUUUGUAAAACUAUUAAAAUUUGCCAUUUAACAAAAUAUUUAUAUCAUUUAAUAAUCAAAUAUAUUUCACUCUGGGGAUAGGGUAUUUUUUGAUUUUGUACAUUUUAAAUAAUAAUAAAUUUUUACUGAUUUUAAAAUGAUAUCAAAUGAUCAUAUGAAUAUUUUGUCAAAUGAUUUAUGUAUUUAUAAAGAACUGGAAUGUGUACAAGAAAAAAUAUUUCAAGCGGUCGCAAUAGAUGAUCACAUUACAAGAUGAGCUAAGACACAUUUAAAAUAGCCAGGCAGUUAUUUGUUGUACAAGUUUCGUCGAAAGAUUCGAGUUUCUUCAAUUUAUAGACAAGACAGACGAGACGACGACAAUAGCCGAAUCGACAAAAAUAGACUUACAGGAUGCGAUUUAUUCACUGUAAUUAUAUGCAUUUGCUUCGCUAAUUCUUUUCGGGUGGCCUCUGGUGAGCACCGCGCAUUAAUACUUUUAUGAGUACCUCAAAAGUACCUGGUCAGUCGACCGUGCGCUCUUUGAAGCCACCAAAGUAAAAUUGCAAAACAUUAUAUUCUACUGAUAAUGCGUGCGGAUUUUCUACAUUUUAUUGGAAAUAUUUAGUAUUUUGCAUGUCAAUUUCAUCUGCACUGCCAUAGGCGGCCGUCACACGUGUUAUAGUAUCGUGCAAUCGUUAACAUUUGUAUUAUUAUAUAACUUAGCCUAUAUAUUGUGCUCUCGGUACAAACACCUAUUAAUACUAAGCAUAAUGUUACUGCACACGUUUGCUCAUUCAACUCGAUGUUGUGACCACUUAGUGAUACUGUCAAGUUAUGCAUUUUCAUGGUAAUAACCUUGACUUAUUUCAUUUGAUGAUUCGAUAUAAUUUGUUAAAUUUAUACCGAAUUGCAUUUUAUCAAUUAAAAGCAUACAUAUUAAAAUGCGAUUUAUUAAAAAAUUGUCUGAUAAGUUGAUCAAUUUAUUCAUUCUUAAUAACUGAUUGUAAACAGAUCCUAUGAAAUAGUCGAAACUGUUAACUGUAUUGAACGUUUUAUGCGAUUUCUUGUGUUUGAAAAACGCAUGUCGUUAAUAAAAAAAUGUGUGUAAAUAUAGAUCCACUGAUCACCGGAUGUAUGGACAUGUUUUGAUGCUGAUGACACCUGGGCUCACUGGAUGCGUACUUGUUACCGAUUUUAUGUGCUUCUGAUACGAAUCGAAAUGAAUUCUUCCAUCAUUUGUAGUUAAUUUGCUCGAUGCACGUCGCUUGCAAUUCAUUAUGCCUUUUUAACUGUAUUUGAAAUUGUACUUCCAUAAUUUCUUAUUAAUAUCAAUUGAUUUUAAUACUGUUUAAUUUGUAGUUCUAUAGUAUUAUUUAUAGUUAAUGAUUAUAAGGAUUUUAGUAUAUAGCUUUUAUGUAUAUAUUAUUAGAUACGUCAUAUACAUACUAUGGUAUAAUUAUUUGUAUAUACACUUCUUUAUUUCUUUACAUUUUAAUUGAUAACUAAGUAUUUGUUUACACAGCAUUGAUCUACGACUGACUCACUGACUUGGUCCUUGUAUAUGCCUUUUGUGUAACUCCAUUUGUGUACAGUUUUUAUCAUUAAUAAAAUAAAUGAAUGUUGAUGAAUUUAUUUACUAUUGAUGUACCGUCUACUGUUCAUUAGCAUUAUAAAAUCGUCAAAAGCGUGUAUUGUGUGUAGAAUCGCCAUGUAAUUGAGCACUUGAAUAUUAUACAAUAGUGUACACCUGACCCCGUGUUUGAAUAGUGAUAGAUGUGUAAAUGUGUAAUCCUUUCCUAUCCACAUCACAUCCACGUGAAACUGUUAAAUUCAUUUUAUAAAUGAUUUGUUUUAGAAUCGUUAUUUGUAUAUUGAUCACCUCGUCUUUACUCAUUAUAAUGUAAUUGUACUGAACGAGAUUGUAACGACGAAAUGAAUUAAAUUCAUUUGUGUUAUGUGUUUGUGUCCACACAAUAAUUAUUAAAAUUUUGUAUAAUACCCUUUACAAAUUGGCUCGAGUGAGACUAUAGGCGGAGAAAUUGUGUUACGCUGUAAGAUAUUAAAUAAUUGCAGUAGAGUAAAAAUAAGUGGCAAUUACGAAUGAGUUUUAUGGCAAAAUAGCACUUGCUGUCCUUUUUUUUGUUUUGCUGUGCUCCACACAAGCUUAGACUCGUCACUGCAGUUAUCUGUAAUCACGAGCUAGUUAUCUAACCGUCGGCAAUGUUUUCCGGCGAUAAAGUCGAUUUAGAACGACGCCAUAUUGCAGACAAGGUGUAAAGGGUAUUUAUUGUUUUUUUAAAUUUGUGAAGGUGUCUCGUUCACUGCUGCAUGUUUUGCGAUAUUUCACGUCAAAACGGAUGAAAUUCCCUAGUCUUGUACAAUUUUAUCGGGCAAGCUGAAAGGUUGUUCCCCAUUCCAAAAUGUGCCUAUUUUUGUUUUUUAGAUUUUCCACUUACUGGUUGUUACUUUAUUUUUCAUUGUGAGAAUUGUAAGAAUUGAAUUUGAUGUUCCGUGGCGGCCUAGUCGUGAUAUCUAUAGAACUCUUAGUUUGUAUGGGUUAAUUUACACCACAGAUUACGGAAAUAUUUCUACGUUACACACUGUGGUAACGCAGCGGACUUGGGACAUGAUUUCGUUACGUGUAAAAUUAAAAAAGUAAGUAUUUGUUAAAUGUUUGAUAGCAUAAUAUAGAAUUAUCGCAUAAUAUCCGCUUGCAGUGGUGUACCACGCACCUUAUACUUCUCAGUUGUAUUAUCUUUUAUUUUUGACACUAUUUAUAACCGAAGCAAUAAGUGUACUGAUCUUUGUAAACUCCUAAAAGUUAAAUGUUUCGAUUAUUAUUAUAUGGAUAUGUUAUAAUAAUGACUUGUAAAUAUUAUUUAGAAUAAAAAAUAAUUGAUCAUUGGA